CUGCUUUUCAAGUUUUCACAAGCCAGGAAAUGACAGGUGUCUGACUGCUUAGGUCACCUGUUAGUGUAUACCUUGUAACUUCACAAUUAGAGUGUUGAUCCGACAUUAUUCGUGUAUGGGUACAUUUUAAUAGCUGUUAGAUAACAAAUCGAAGCAAAAAUGAGUAAGAUCACCAAGUUGUUUAAAUCCUCUGGAUCCAAAAAUCAGAAAGGGCCCAGUGCCCAGGAGGCUCUCUUUAAACUCAGAGAGACAGAAGAAAUGCUUACCAAGAAGCAGGAAUAUUUGGAAAAGAAGAUCGAGCAGGAGUUAGCGACAGCUAAAAGACACGGAACAAAAAACAAGAGAGCUGCCUUGCAAGCCUUGAAAAGGAAGAAGAGAUUAGAGAAACAGUUAACGCAGAUAGACGGAACGCUGUCCACCAUUGAGUUUCAGAGGGAGGCUCUGGAAAAUUCACACACUAACACAGAAGUGUUAAAAAACAUGGGCUAUGCAGCGAAGGCUAUGAAAACAGUCCAUCAAAACAUGGAUUUGGACAAGAUUGAUGAACUGAUGCAGGACAUCAAUGAACAACAAGAUGUAGCACAGGAAAUCUCUGAUGCUAUUUCUCGCCCCGUUGGUUUUGGGGAUGAAUUUGAUGAGGAUGAAUUGUUGGAAGAAUUAGAAGAACUGGAGCAGGCGGAGCUCAACAGCCACUUGGCCAACGUAACUCUUCCAAGCGUGCCUUCCACAAAACUGCCAUCCCGGCCAGCAUCAUCGCGGAAGAGAGUGGAAGAGGAUGACGAUGGCAUGCAGAUGCUUGCGGCAUGGGCAACAUAAAUCCUGGGAUUUCGGUCACCCAAGUUUAAUACUUGUACAGAUAUUUUAAAGCUGGUAAUUUGCAUUUAGGUGUCUAUUCACUAAACAGACAAGGUUAUUCAUCAAAGUGUGAAUGUCAGUGUGA
This is a messenger RNA of Pelobates fuscus (common spadefoot toad), 940 nucleotides long. It is a transcript of the gene CHMP4C, whose product is annotated as charged multivesicular body protein 4C. Bases 160 to 816 code for a protein of 218 amino acids. The record is from RefSeq and is a predicted model, not a curated record. Lineage: Eukaryota; Metazoa; Chordata; Amphibia; Anura; Pelobatidae. Gene Ontology annotation, cellular component: cytoplasmic side of plasma membrane; ESCRT III complex; multivesicular body. The transcript is spliced from 5 exons. Gene Ontology annotation, biological process: late endosome to vacuole transport via multivesicular body sorting pathway; vesicle budding from membrane.